Molecule: messenger RNA, 1626 nt
Organism: Anolis sagrei ordinatus
Lineage: Eukaryota; Metazoa; Chordata; Lepidosauria; Squamata; Anolidae
Gene: PCP2
Product: Purkinje cell protein 2
Molecular function (GO): protein binding; guanyl-nucleotide exchange factor activity
Source: RefSeq, a predicted model, not a curated record
CGGAGAAGGGGGAGCGCACGCUUAGUGUCGUAGCAAGUCUGUAUAAAUCACUAAGAGCAGCAUCAGGGCAUCAGGGCUGUCAUAGUAGCCAGAGGGCGUGCAAAGUGCACAGCUCUGAGAGAGGUCCUGGGCAACCCACUUGAGGGGGAUAAACUGCUUUGUCACUGGGGCAAGGCGAAGGGACCGAUUCUGAGCAGUGUGAGUACCAAAAAAGCAUCUCACAAUGACAACGGUGGAAGCCAAAGCUGAAGAGGAGGAGAAAAAAGAGCCCGAUUCAGAGCCUGCACCUGCUCCAGUUUCAGAAGGCGCUCCUCCAGAGGCGGCACCAGUUGCAGCUUCAGAAGCAGCACCAGAUGCACCAGCUUCUAACCCAUCUAGCGGGACGGGCUCCCCAGAACAAGAAGGGUUCUUCAAUCUGUUGAGCCAUGUACAAGGAGGACGCAUAGAUGAGCAACGCUGCAACAUUCAGAUCGUGCACAGCAGCAAGAGUGGCUCAGAUCCUGAGAAGAAGGAUAGCCCCAGCCCACCACCAGAGAUGGACAACUUUAUGGAAAUGCUGGCACAAACACAGAGCCGGCGGAUGGAUGAUCAACGCGCUAACUUUAACUACCUCCCAGGCUUCCAAAACACUGACCGCAAUAACAGCAACAAACCAGCCUCUGGAACCACAAAGGAAAGCAUGACCUUGGCUUUAUCGGAAGGUGCUGCUUCGGAUAAUCUAUCUGUCAACAUCACACCAAUGGAUGAUUAUUUCUCUUUCAUCAACCGCAUCCAUGAGAAGCAUUUGGAAGCUGUUACUGGCCAAUUAAAAAGCCCAACUUCCAAACAAGCCAAUACUCGGGACCCUAGCACCUCUUCCUAAAUACCUAGAUCUGAAAGACCAUCUCCACCAAAUCUACCAUGCUUGGCUCCAACCUUUCUUCACCCCAGUGCUAGGGACCAGAUUUUCUCCACCUCAGAUUUGCAAACGUAUUUUCUAUAUAGACUUCUCCGGACCCCAACUCCCAGAAUUUCCUGGUAAGAGUGAUGUCUGGGGAAGUUAGCAAUUCUGAUCUAAAAUAAAGCAACAACAAAGUAAUAGACCACUCUCAAAGCCUUCUCAGAAGUGUUAUUUUUGGGACUAAAACUCCCAAAAUUCCAUGGAAAAUGUGUUGCCUACAGGAUUCUGGGAGUAAGUCGAAAAACCAACUAUCCAAAGCUCUGAACUGAAAUUAUGUCUUCUCUUCAAGAUGUGUUGUCCUUAGAAAUAAGCAUGCAUCUUGUUCUCUGAUCUAUCUAAUGUAGUAUUGACUUCCCAUUGAAUAUAUGUACUUGUACUAUAAAAGGCCUGUACUUUUACCUUUCCUAAGGACUCCCCCUUGAUAAGCUCUAUUUCAAUAUGUAAUUGAAAUAAAAAAAACCCUUUUCUUAUAUGUGUAGUGGGUGGUUAUAUAUGUAAUAAGAUGACAUCUGAACAGAACUCCAUGAAAUACUGGUCUAUCAUGAACAUUAUGAAUCUCAGAUCUUCCAUGCUUUGCAUUAAGAAUGAGCUGGAAUCCUAAUUUAAACACAACAUUCCUUUGUUUCAUAUGCACCUUAUACACAUAGCCUGACAGUAAUAUUUUCAAUAAUUUUGUGCAUGAACAA